This is a messenger RNA of Effrenium voratum, 970 nucleotides long. Lineage: Eukaryota; Dinophyceae; Suessiales; Symbiodiniaceae. The record is from the annotation of a GenBank genome assembly.
GGUGAGUAGACUGACAUGGGUUUGCAUCAACAUCGCCAUGCGCGCGCCUUUGCUUUGCUUCCUUUCCGCUCUCGUCGAUGCCGAUGGACCCGCUUCCACCACAGCCGCCACCUCAGCAUCGCCCGCCGUUCAUCGCUCCUUUGAGGGGAACGGGGACUGGUUGAUUCGCGAAGAUGGGGCCUCAAAGAGCGACAGCACCUGGUGCUGGCGCACCGUGGAGAUCGGGUCCUGGUUCCAAUCCGGGCGUGCGUUGGCGGAAGUGGUGCCGAUCAACGUCACAGAGGACCAGGCGCCGGGAGUGAGUCUGGCCGUGGGCGUUUUGUCUGGGACAGUGGAGGGCCGGGUGAACGAUCUCAGCAUGUCCACAGCGGUCUGCGGCAGCAGCUAUCACUGGAGCGUGGCAUAUGGACACGGUGAGGGUGUCGAGAUCCUCGGCAACAAGUGGGGCGACGGCCCAGGGAUCUACAACGAAAAUGUGGUGCAUGUCCUGGUGGACAUGGACGCGCGCACCCUCGCCUACGCGGUGAAUGGCCAGUGCCACGGCACAAAGAGCCUCUCCGCGAGCCGCGUGCGCCUGGCGGCGGCGGUCUCGCGGCCCAAGGACGCCAUCAGGCUGGGGGACGGUGCUUCAGCGCCAGCCUGCCUCUUCGAGGCAGCCCAGGCGGCAAGUGCCGCGAGCGCAAGCGCAAGAGGUGUGGCAUGGGCAGUGGUGUUGGCCUGGAUCUCCAGUUGAGCCUCAAGCGGCACGGUGUAUGCGCCGUCUCUUUUCUUUGGGGCUGGCUCGGAGUUUUGCCUCUCAAAGACGCCCUGCAAUGUGGUGGAGAUGUUCCAAGCUCGGCCGAUCCAGUCCCGAAACAGUUCCAGCUCCGUUGCCUUGAGGCCUGGAAACAGGGCCCCGCCGGUUGAUCCGCAAAGUGGGCCAACCAUGACACGCCUGGCAAUGUGAAAGGGCCUAAGAGAUGGGGUGAGA